AUGACGAGAAUCGGACCUCUGUUUUGGACUAGCAGCCUACUGCUGUUUAGCAUUGUGGCUGCCGCUGAAAGUGAUAUAGUCGCCAAGGUUAACCCCAAUGUCGUAAUCCUCAACGAAGUGCUUAGUAAUAUGGAUGAAAGUGUCGAGCCCUGCGGGAGUUUUCAAAACUAUUCAGUUAAAAAUAUAAAACCACUUAGGCUGCCGCCAAUCUUACCCGAAUUCAUAACCCUGUUCGAAGAACUGAAUAAUCAGACUUUUGAGGAGGGCAGCCUGGAACGGAAGGUGCAGCGGGUCUACAAUAUCUGUUUAGUCUCAAGGUUAAAAGUCCAAGAACCACAGGAAAUACUUACUCUACAAGAACUGGAGGACAGGUUCCAGGUAUCCCUCGCCGAUUUCCUGAACUACUACUAUGGACGUUAUGUUUCGCCGAGCUCUGUGGUCUAUAUUGAAAACCUAGAUUACGUGAUACGUUUAAAACUAUUGUUAGAAAAAUUUAAUGCCAGCGAUUUGGAGUAUACUAAAGAAAUUGUACACAGUUUUGAAGUAGCCCUAAGGUUUCCCGCAGAUUGUGCGGAUUUCGUGGCAGUUCGCAUGGGACUGGCAGUCAACUUGUUGUUCGAGGAGCGUUUCCUGGGUUCCGAAAAACUGAAUCGGUUGCAGUCGAAAGUGGAAAAGAUUUUUGAAGCCAUCCGUCAGCAAAUUAACAUCAGUCUCCAAAGAAACCCACUAAACUGGACGAUGCCGGAGAUAGAAGCUCUCCAGGAGAAUAUAAAUAACUUGACUCUUAGGGUUGGAGGCAUUCCGAAGAAUGUCAAUCGCCGUGAUUUCGUUACCAAAUACUACGAGGGUCUUGACUUCUCCGACGAAGACGACAUGACAAGAUUUGCCACUCAAAAGUUUACCCUUUGGCGAAUGCAAAAGAAUCCGGAAUUCAGAACUACGAAAUUGAAUACGGUUACCAUAAAUAAGAAAUUAAUCGUAGUGUCUUACUUACUUCUGGCCAAUUCCACCUUUGAGCUCGAGAGCCAUGACUUGUUUCAGAUGACACCGCUCGGAAUUCUGUUGGCCUUCUAUAUGCUGAAUAGUUACAAGCCAAGUAAUUGCAAGGAAUAUAACAACACUCCCUAUAACACUCCCCACUGGGAGGAGGAAACCCCAAAUGAUGCACUAAACCAAUUCUGCUGGAAGCUGUAUUCUGGGGAUAAAUCAUUGGCAAAGCAACACACGAUUCUUCUGCUUCUGGACCUGGUACACAAAGCCUACUUCGCCGCGGACUCGAACUUUAACCAGUCGCAGCCCAGCUUCACCACCAAGCCGUUGAGUCAGCUCUCUUUCUUGAGGUUGGCCCAAACCAGUACACACCUUUUUGGUCUCCAAACUGAACUGCUCGACAAUCUAUUGCCAGUGCAGCCAUCAUUCGUCCAGGCUUUUGACUGUCCUGACUUUAUGUAG
Molecule: messenger RNA, 1452 nt
Organism: Drosophila takahashii
Lineage: Eukaryota; Metazoa; Arthropoda; Insecta; Diptera; Drosophilidae
Biological process (GO): proteolysis
Molecular function (GO): metalloendopeptidase activity
Source: RefSeq, a predicted model, not a curated record